AUGACCACGUCUGCAGUUCAUCUGGAAUUGGUCACCGACUAUUUAACGGAUGGGUUCAUUGCCACGUACCGACGGUUCGCAGCAGAAAGAGGCAUUCCAGAUACAAUUUACUCCGACUGCGGCACGAACUUCAUCGGAGCCGAUUCAGCAUUGAGGUCAAUGUUCGUCGAGGGCACUCAAGACAAUCAACGAUUGGCCAAGCUGUUCGUCAACGACAACACAACUUGGAGUUUCAAUCCACCCGCUGCACCGCACAUGGGAGGAAAGUGGGAGGCAGUGGUCAAGUCUGUCAAAUACCAUCUCAGACGUACGAUUGAAGCAACGCUCAAUUCACGACCACUGGAGCCUCUCACUGACGACCCUGACGAUCUCUCAGUGCUCAUACCAGCUCAUUUUCUUAUCGGAAGAGCAAUUUCAACACUGCCUGAGCCAUCUGUUGAACAGGCCAAUCUCUCACCAAGAGCCAGGUGGCAUCUCAUUCAACAAAAUUUACAACAGUUCUAG
Molecule: messenger RNA, 504 nt
Organism: Osmia bicornis bicornis
Lineage: Eukaryota; Metazoa; Arthropoda; Insecta; Hymenoptera; Megachilidae
Exons: 2
Coding region: 1-504 (167 amino acids)
Molecular function (GO): nucleic acid binding
Source: RefSeq, a predicted model, not a curated record